UGAUCUUAGUGAAAAUCAGAUUCAAGCAAUACCAAGGAAGGCAUUCCGAGGAGCAGUGGACAUAAAAAAUCUGCAACUGGAUUACAACCAGAUCAGCUGUAUUGAAGAUGGGGCGUUUAGAGCUCUGCGUGACCUGGAAGUGCUCACUCUCAACAAUAACAACAUCACUCGACUGUCCGUGGCAAGUUUCAACCAUAUGCCCAAACUCAGAACAUUUCGUCUUCACUCCAACAACCUGUACUGUGAUUGCCACCUGGCCUGGCUGUCGGACUGGCUGCGGCAGCGGCCGCGGGUCGGGCUCUACACCCAGUGCAUGGGGCCGUCACACCUCCGGGGACACAAUGUAGCUGAGGUCCAAAAACGAGAGUUUGUCUGCAGUGGUCACCAGUCCUUUAUGGCUCCAUCCUGCAGUGUCUUGCACUGCCCUACUGCAUGCACCUGUAGUAACAACAUUGUGGACUGUCGUGGGAAGGGCCUUACUGAGAUCCCAACCAACCUUCCAGAAACCAUUACUGAAAUACGGUUAGAGCAAAAUUCCAUCAAGGUCAUACCUCCUGGAGCUUUCUCCCCAUAUAAAAAGCUUCGAAGAAUUGACCUGAGCAAUAACCAGAUCUCUGAAGCAGCUCCAGAUGCUUUCCAGGGUUUACGUUCACUCAAUUCACUAGUCCUCUAUGGCAAUAAAAUUACAGAACUUCCAAAGGGCCUAUUUGAAGGACUCUUUUCUCUGCAAUUGCUAUUAUUGAAUGCCAACAAGAUCAAUUGCCUACGAGUUGAUGCCUUUCAAGAUCUCCACAACUUGAAUCUUCUUUCUUUGUAUGACAACAAGCUUCAGACCAUUGCAAAAGGCACCUUCUCCCCCCUACGAGCGAUUCAGACCUUGCAUUUGGCUCAGAACCCAUUUAUCUGUGACUGCCAUCUGAAGUGGCUGGCGGAUUAUCUGCACACAAACCCCAUUGAGACCAGUGGUGCCCGUUGCACCAGCCCCCGCCGUCUGGCAAACAAAAGGAUCGGCCAGAUCAAAAGCAAGAAAUUCCGCUGCUCAGCUAAAGAACAAUAUUUCAUUCCAGGCACUGAAGAUUACAGAUCCAAAUUAAGUGGAGACUGCUUUGCAGAUUUGGCUUGCCCUGAGAAAUGUCGCUGUGAAGGGACCACAGUGGACUGCUCCAAUCAGAAACUCAACAAAAUUCCUGAUCACAUCCCCCAGUAUACUGCAGAGUUGCGACUAAAUAACAACGAAUUUUCAGUCCUGGAAGCUACUGGAAUCUUUAAGAAACUUCCUCAGCUGCGUAAAAUAAACCUGAGCAAUAACAAGAUUACAGAUAUUGAAGAAGGAGCAUUUGAUGGAGCCUCUGGUGUGAAUGAACUAUUGCUCACCAGCAACCGCUUGGAAAGUGUUCGGCACAAAAUGUUCAAAGGACUAGAAAGUCUCAAAACACUGAUGCUGAGGAGCAACCGGGUGAGCUGUGUGGGAAACGACAGCUUCACGGGCCUGAGCUCUGUCCGCCUGCUCUCGCUGUAUGACAACCAGAUCACCACCGUGGCACCCGGUUCCUUCGACACUCUGCAUUCACUCUCUACAUUAAACCUCUUGGCCAAUCCCUUCAACUGCAACUGCCACCUUGCUUGGCUUGGAGACUGGCUAAGGAAGAAACGCAUUGUGACGGGGAACCCUCGCUGCCAAAAACCCUAUUUCCUCAAAGAGAUUCCUAUCCAGGAUGUGGCAAUUCAGGAUUUUACAUGUGAUGAUGGAAACGAUGACAAUAGCUGCUCUCCAUUGUCCCGCUGUCCUGCAGAAUGUACUUGUCUAGACACAGUAGUUCGCUGCAGCAACAAAGGCCUAAAAGCUUUGCCUAAAGGCAUCCCAAAAGAUGUAACAGAACUUUAUUUGGAUGGAAAUCAGUUUACCCUUGUUCCAAAAGAGCUUUCCAACUACAAGCAUUUAACACUCAUAGAUUUAAGUAACAACAGAAUCAGCACUCUUUCUAAUCAGAGCUUCAGCAACAUGACUCAGCUGCUCACCUUAAUCCUUAGUUAUAACCGCCUAAGAUGUAUCCCUGCACGGACUUUUGAUGGAUUAAAAUCACUUAGGUUGCUGUCUUUACAUGGCAAUGAUAUUUCUGUUGUUCCUGAAGGAGCCUUUAAUGAUCUCUCAGCAUUAUCACACCUGGCUAUUGGAGCAAAUCCUCUUUAUUGUGAUUGUAACAUGCAGUGGCUGUCUGACUGGGUAAAAUCAGAAUACAAAGAACCUGGUAUUGCACGUUGUGCUGGUCCUGGAGAAAUGGCAGAUAAACUUCUUCUCACAACUCCUUCUAAAAAAUUUACUUGCCAAGGGCCUGUGGAUGUUAAUAUUCUUGCCAAGUGUAACCCCUGUUUAUCAAAUCCAUGUAAAAAUGAUGGAACCUGCAACAAUGAUCCAGUUGACUUCUAUAGAUGUACAUGCCCAUAUGGUUUCAAGGGUCAAGACUGUGACAUUCCCAUUCAUGCUUGCAUUAGUAACCCAUGCCACCAUGGAGGAACUUGUCAUUUGAAAGAAGGAGAAAAAGAUGGUUUCUGGUGCACUUGUGCAGAUGGAUUUGAAGGUGAAAACUGUGAAGUAAAUGUUGAUGACUGUGAAGACAAUGACUGUGAAAAUAAUUCUACUUGUGUGGAUGGAAUUAAUAACUAUACUUGCCUUUGUCCACCUGAAUAUACAGGUGAACUCUGUGAGGAGAAACUAGAUUUCUGUGCUCAAAACCUGAAUCCUUGCCAGCAUGACUCAAAGUGCAUCUUGACACCCAAAGGAUACAAAUGUGAUUGCACUCCUGGAUAUGUAGGUGAGCACUGUGAUAUUGACUUUGAUGACUGCCAAGACAACAAAUGUAAAAAUGGAGCACAGUGUACUGAUGCAGUUAAUGGAUAUACAUGUGUUUGCCCAGAAGGAUACAGUGGUUUGUUUUGUGAGUUUUCACCACCAAUGGUUCUACCUCGCACCAGCCCUUGUGACAAUUUUGAAUGUCAAAAUGGAGCCCAGUGUAUCAUAAAAGAGAGUGAACCCAUCUGUCAGUGUUUAUCAGGCUACCAGGGUGAGAAAUGUGAAAAGCUGAUUAGUAUAAACUUUGUCAACAAAGAAUCCUAUCUUCAGAUCCCUUCAGCUAAGAUUCGCCCCCAAACCAAUAUCACUCUGCAGAUUGCCACAGAUGAAGACAGUGGGAUCCUGCUCUACAAAGGUGAUAAAGAUCACAUAGCAGUGGAGCUGUACCGGGGUAGAGUGAGGGUCAGUUAUGACACAGGAUCUUAUCCAGCCUCUGCUAUUUACAG
Acanthisitta chloris (rifleman) is the source of this 3297-nucleotide messenger RNA. RefSeq names its product slit homolog 2 (Drosophila) (gene SLIT2). Lineage: Eukaryota; Metazoa; Chordata; Aves; Passeriformes; Acanthisittidae. Gene Ontology annotation, biological process: retinal ganglion cell axon guidance; negative chemotaxis; negative regulation of cell growth. The record is from RefSeq and is a predicted model, not a curated record. The transcript has 29 exons. Gene Ontology annotation, molecular function: Roundabout binding; heparin binding; calcium ion binding. The annotation marks the transcript as partial.